AUGCGUUUUACUGACUACUCUUUCGAGUUCAACCAAGAACCAAUUCAUUUUUCCGUAACUUCUCAUUCAGACAAAGACCUAGUGAGCUUCAAUUGGACUGGUCGUAUUGGACAAGUGAUCGAAGUUAUUCAACCACCUGAGUUACUUUCUAGCCAGCUGUCGGAGCGCCAACGCGUUGAGUACGAACUGAAAAAUUUAUUGGGGAAUUCAGAACUGCCAGGAGUGGAACUCUUCAUCCGACGCUUCGUGAUUCAUUUUGCGGAAAAGAAACAAAGGAGAAGCCUACUUUUCGUAUUUGGAAUCGGCCUAGAUGGGAUUACGAACGAAUGUAUUGCGGCCGCUCUGCGAGCCCUCGAAAGCAGUGCUUAA
Messenger RNA from Caenorhabditis briggsae, 369 nucleotides. Lineage: Eukaryota; Metazoa; Nematoda; Chromadorea; Rhabditida; Rhabditidae. Bases 1 to 369 code for a protein of 122 amino acids. The record is from RefSeq and is a predicted model, not a curated record. The transcript is spliced from 4 exons.